AUGUCGACCCGGCCCAAGCAGAACCAAGUGCUCUCCAUCAAAGGCUCGACCAAGAUAUGUACAGAGUUUUUUGAGUAUUCCGUCAACAAGUGCGUUUCUUGGCAUCCUGGCCCACAGGAACAGUUCACGCGUGACCCACCUUGACGAGGGCUGAAGUACUCCCCUUCCUCUCCGCGCGCUCGAACAGCAUCCUCUACCAACGAGGCAUCUACCCGCCCGACGACUUCAAGCUCGUCAAAAAGUACGGUCUGUCCCUAUGGACCUGCGUCGACGAAUCGUUGGAACGCUACAUCCAGAACGUGAUGAAGCAAGUCUCGACGUGGAUGUUGGGAGGCCAGCUGGAGAGUUUGGCGUUGGUGAUUAUGGAUCGCGAGACGAGGGAGGUCGUCGAGAGGUGGAGGUUCGAUGUCGAGAUUGAGGAUCUUGGAGGCGAGAAGGAGAAGGAGAAGGAGAAUCAGUCAGUUCCUUGGGUUUGGGUGGGCAACGACCGAGAGCGCAGGGAUUGUUCCCUCGGUGCAGAGCAAUUUAUGACUCGUCCUCGGUCAUCUUUCUCCUUCGUAGACCGUCCCCUUCAUCCGAAACAAUACCCGACUCCAACACCCCCGAGUCUAAAUCGGCCAAACGCAAUACCAAAACUCCCGAAGACAUCCAACGCGACAUCCAACAAAUCAUGCGUCAAAUCACCUCCUCCGUCACCUUCCUCCCCGCUCUACAGGACCAAUGCAAGUCCUUCACUCCUCGCGCCACGCCCGUGGAGUAGUUUUGAUUCUUCUUUCUUCGGCACGUCUGAGCUAACUGAUCGGGUUCCAAUUGGAUCUGCACAUGCAGAUACUUUCACGAUCCUCAGUUAUGCAAAGAAGGACGCGCCCGUACCGAAGGAAUUCAUCGAUUCGGAUCCGCAUAUGAUCGUGGGUGAAGCCGAAAGUGUGAGUACCAUCCAAAGACCCUCGUUCGUUCGGUCAGAAGGCACGUCAUUGAUGACUUUCUCUCUCGUUGUCGAAUGAUCGAUCGUGCUCAGGUCAAGUUGAGGUCCUUUAGUACGAACCGACACAAGAUCAACGGUUUGGUAGCCUAUCGAUUAGGCACCGAUAUGAUCUAA
Messenger RNA from Microbotryum saponariae, 1099 nucleotides. Lineage: Eukaryota; Fungi; Basidiomycota; Microbotryomycetes; Microbotryales; Microbotryaceae. The record is from the annotation of a GenBank genome assembly.